Molecule: messenger RNA, 480 nt
Organism: Vitis vinifera (wine grape)
Lineage: Eukaryota; Viridiplantae; Streptophyta; Magnoliopsida; Vitales; Vitaceae
Exons: 1
Coding region: 1-480 (159 amino acids)
Source: RefSeq, a predicted model, not a curated record
AUGUCUGAUGUUUCUUUUGAGUCAAACCCACUUGUUUCCUCUUCCAACCUAGCAACUAAACCUACAACCCAAACCCAUAAUACCGAAUCUCAUCCUGUUCAGAUUACCACCAUUAGCCUCAAUGGUGACAAUUUUUUAAGAUGGUCUCAAUUAGUUCGCAUGUAUCUUAGAGGGAGAGGGAAGAUCGGGUACUUGACUGGAGACAAAGUAGCACCAGCAUCGGAGGAUCCUCUGUACACAACCUGGGAUGCAGAAAAUUCAAUGGUGAUGACAUGGCUCAUGAACUCCAUGAAUGAGAAGAUUGGCUCCAAUUAUAUGUGCUACUCCACGGCCAAAGAAUUGUGGGAUAAUGUGAAUCAAAUGUACUCUGAUUUGGGUAAUCAAUCUCAAGUGUAUGAACUGACCCUUAAACUUGGUGAGAUUCGACAGGGAGAAGAAUCUGUCACCAAGUACUUCAGUUCGUUGAAGCUUCUUUGGUAG